AUGGAUAUGGAUGAUGAUCCAGAUCCAGCAAUGCCACCGUCUGGGACGCCUAUGCAUUCCAUUGAUAUUUCUAGCGGGUCUUCUUUUGCGGGAUCUCCCUCUCGAGGUUCCGAUACUUAUAAAGAAUGGUUUGGGCAAUGGGAUUUUGUAAACACCCAUUCUUUUCAUAACACCCCACCACAGCAGCCACAUGGGGAGCCGCACUUCGAAGCGGUGACUCCACCACCACUGCCAGCUGAGGAACCACCUCAGCCACCUCCUGAGCCACCAAGGCGGAGGAGAAACGCACGCAUGUCCGUGCUAGGGGGACCAAGAUUUAGCUCCCUUCAAGCUUCCAGCAACUACCCUCCGAUUCCUGAAGAUCCACAAAUGGGUGGACCUUCACACGCGGUGCCGAAAAUUGAUACCACACCGGCCACCUUUGCACCACCGCCACCUCCAAUGGGUUAUGAAAACCCAAUACCUACCUACCCACGUCCGACUGGGUACAAACCGUACGAGCCACAAGCUCCUACUGGUUACCAUUAUCAACCUCCUGCCUACGACCCAUAUGUUGAGGCAGUUAACUAUAACGCUCUCUAUCCUUCACCGUUUCCGCCUGCAUACCCAACUGGGUAUCCAGUCCAAGGGUAUCAAUACCCUCCAUAUCAGCAACAACCACAACCUCAGCCUCCACCCAAACAACAACAACAUGGAAUCUUUCAAAGGCUAGAAGAGGUUGAACGUAGGGCAGAAGAACGUGAUAGAAAGGCCAACAAGUUCUUUAAAGGACUUGUAAAACUUAUCAAGGGAAAGAAGCAUGAUGGCUGA
Messenger RNA from Helianthus annuus (common sunflower), 810 nucleotides. Its product is annotated as extensin-like. The transcript has a single exon. Bases 1 to 810 code for a protein of 269 amino acids. Lineage: Eukaryota; Viridiplantae; Streptophyta; Magnoliopsida; Asterales; Asteraceae. The record is from RefSeq and is a predicted model, not a curated record.